ACGACCGGGCACGCGCCUCAACUCAACCAUCUCACACAAAGUCCCAAAGCAAUUUGGAAGCAUCAUCCAUCCUAGCUAGGCUCCUGGUAGCUUACUUAAGCAAGGAAGAAGAAGCAGCAGCAGCAGCAGCAGCUCAAGAAGAGUUGAGGAGAGGAGGAGCUGAUAAGAAAUGGCGUCCAUGAUGGGAGGAGACUUCGUGGAGGCCUACGUGCUCAAGAACGCCUACAAGGAGAAGAUGAAGCGCAUGGACCAAGUGGAAGCUGCGGCAGCGGCGCCCGGCAGCGCAAAGAGCGGCAAGGACAAGGAGGCUGCCGGCGCCGCUGGAGAGAAGAAGGCUGCUGGUGGUGGUGGUGCGAGCAUCAGGGGAGGCUUCUUUGGCCUCAUGAAGAAGAAGGUGCACCCCAAACCCAAAGCGGCGGCGGCGCCCACUUCCUCUUGAUUAUAUUGCUACUGUAUUUGCCAUGCCACGAAAUUGUAAGCCGCAGCUGGUAGAACUGGCCGCAGCUUUCUUCUAGCUAGGAGCGUGCGUGUGUGUAAGUUUGUUCUUUCGAUCAGCUUCUCUUGGAGGAGUGUGUAAAGCAAGUUCUUUUGUUAAUUGGUCAAAACAAGUUGACAGAAAUUAAGUCAAGGAUAAUCCUUCAUUA
Molecule: messenger RNA, 644 nt
Organism: Aegilops tauschii subsp. strangulata
Lineage: Eukaryota; Viridiplantae; Streptophyta; Magnoliopsida; Poales; Poaceae
Source: RefSeq, a predicted model, not a curated record